Messenger RNA from Plasmodium inui San Antonio 1, 1992 nucleotides. RefSeq lists its product as hypothetical. The transcript has a single exon. Gene Ontology annotation, biological process: coenzyme A biosynthetic process. Gene Ontology annotation, cellular component: cytosol; nucleus. Bases 1 to 1992 code for a protein of 663 amino acids. NCBI's taxonomy places the organism in Eukaryota, Apicomplexa, Aconoidasida, Haemosporida, Plasmodiidae. The record is from RefSeq and is a predicted model, not a curated record. Gene Ontology annotation, molecular function: pantothenate kinase activity; ATP binding.
AUGAAGAGUAACCACGAGGAGACAAUGAACGGUGAAAUCGGUGAAGACGCGCGUCGAGACAGCUGCCACACGAUUGAGGACACUCAGCCUCAUGUCGGGACGAAAGAAGGAAUAAUUUCUCACAGAAUGGUCAAUAAUUACAUUCCCACUGAAGGGUCUCAAUGCAAAUCGGACUCACCGACCGCGAAUGGAGAAUAUCUCCAAAUGCAGAAGGAUAUAUAUGCUUAUGUGCUAAGCAUAAGACACCUCCUUGUGGGCCAUUUCCACCUCCUUGUACUGUGUCAAGAUCGAGAAAAAAACGAACACCUCCAAAUUUUGCCGUCAAAAAUGGGUACCCACAUGGGAGAACCAUUCUCAGCGUAUGAUCAUUUCAUGGAGGCCCAAUCGGGGGAAUCUCGAAGGAACAACGGGAGAGACUCACUGAUGGAUGACCAAAUUGCCCAAAUUUAUUUCAUGACCCUAAAGUUGAGUAGCUUGGAUGAAGCUCUGGAAAAGUGGCCAAAGAAGACAAUAUCAAAGACGGUAAUAAAUUUCACCGGGAAGAGGAGCGCCUAUCUUAGGAGAAGAUUUUUUAAGUUAAAAAAAAUGAGCAAGCUCUCCUAUCACGAAGAAGUAAAGUGCAUAAACAGCGCACUUAUUUUUUUGGGAAAAUAUUAUCCUGCCAGUUUGUACAAAUUUGUGCGGGACGAGAGUACACAUGGGGAAGGUAACAGAACGGGUGAGGAACAAAAUAAAAAUAGGCUACAAGAAAGAUUUCUGUGCGAAAUGGGAGAAGCUAAUGAUACGUACCCUUACCUGCUCGUUAGUGUAAAAAGAGGGAUCACUUACCAUUUGGUCAGCGCAAACAAUGCUGUCACGCGCGUUGGAACAUGUUUCAUUUCGUACAAAAGUGUUGUCGGCUUGUUCUUUUUAAUAACGGGGAAGCUCACCUCCAUAGAAAAAAUCUGCCAACUAGCGAAAUGUGGGGACAGAAAAACGUUUGACAUGUCUGUUGGGGACAUUUAUGGUAGCUCUUACGGCAACGCCGGGCUGAGCAGUGAUUUGACUGCCUCGUUCUUUGGCAACGCGCAGCAGAUGGCUCAUGUGAAGGGGUUGUUUGGACGUCCGCCGGGGCAAGGGCGUGCCUUGGGCAAGGGCGCGGCCAGUGACUCCUCCGAUAGUCACCUCGAUUGUGUUUCCGAUUGCAUCUCUGAUUGCGAUUGUGACUCCUGCGCAGAUGAGUCUCUGGAGACCCCUCCCUGUCCUUACCCCCACACGGUGCAGAACACGGGGACAGUGAUGAGCCCCCUCCUCUUCCACUCUCACAGCGAUGGAGAUGUUCCCCACGACGGAGGCCUAGCCAAGCGGAAAAUACAAAAUUGGAGGAAAAAAUAUAUCCUCAUGGUGAGCACGAAAUGGCAAAGUGAUUCGGAAAUGGAACCAAACGUAUAUUCAGAAGUAGCCUGCUAUAGAGGCCGCACAAGAAGUGAACGUCUUCUGUUCGGAGGCAAAUUUCUCAGGAAAACAGGCGGGAAGAAAAACAAAUCCUCAGAAUGUUAUGAACAAGUCAGGCGGGAAAAUGUGAACCUUGGAAACCACGAUGUAGAAGGUAACCCUGGCCAGAUUGACCAAUCCUAUCUUAACAGCAGCAAUGGGGAUGAUUACCAACACCUUCGGGGGGAAGAAGAACAACAACAAAAAGAACAGGAGCAAAACGAAGAAGCAUCCCACAAAUUCGAAUGCGACUUAUCCAGGUCAUUACUCUCGAUCGUAAUUUUUAACACAGCCCAACAGGCCUACAUUCACAGCCAACUAUAUAAUGUUAAAAAUGUUUUCUUUUCUGGAUACCUCCUGGAGAAUUCCACCUGCGUGGGCCUCAUGAAAGUUAUUCUAAAUUUUAUGUACCAUAAUGCGCAGCAGCUCCAUUUUUGUACGCUUUCUUCGUACCUGAGCAGCUUCGGCUGCGCUUUGCAAUGUCUACGUUGGGAAGAGGCCGUUCCCUUUUUUUGCUAA